Messenger RNA from Heterotrigona itama, 3643 nucleotides. The record is from the annotation of a GenBank genome assembly. Lineage: Eukaryota; Metazoa; Arthropoda; Insecta; Hymenoptera; Apidae.
AUGGCUGACCCGGAAAAACAGCCCGAACAACCAAAGGCUGGCCAGCAGAAGCUGAUCAUCGGUAAGCGAAUCAUCGGUGCAUUUAUACUCGAAAUAUCGCGUCGCGUUCAAUCUGCCGGUGGAAGGAUCGACCGGAACGAGAACGUGCUCGUUAUUCGCCACGAUCGCCCGCAUGUAAUGGCGUCUAGGCAAGCAGCAGACGUUGAACCAUGUGGUGGCAUGUGCUCGGCAAGCCGGCUCCAAUCUCCUCCCUCUUGUCCGUAUUUUCCCCAAUGUCGUGGCAAAUCAUCCAAUUUCCAAUAUACCUUUUUCUUUCCUUUCUCUUUUUUCUUCUUUUCUUUUUUUCUUCCCUCUUUUUCAUUUCUUUCUCAUUCUCUCUCUCUCUCUCUCACACACACACACACACUCUCUCUCUCUCUCUUCCUGCGUUUCUCUCUUUUCCUCCCUCUUUACUCGCCUCUUUCUUUUCUCCCCUUUCGUCUUCCUUUUUUUCCAAGUGAAAUAGCUCGGCACACGCUCUUGUUGGACACCCCGUUUCGUUUUACGAAAUUUCGUUUCGCUUUCUAUAGAGAAAAAGAACGAGAGAAAACGGAGUGACGCGUACAUUAGGACGAGCAAACAAACGCUUUAGGACUACGCGCCACGAUGUUUAAUGUCUCUCUUUUCUUUCUUUCUUGCCUUGUUCCCUUCUCUCUUUGUUUCAUUUCAUUUCAUUUCAUUUCAUUUCAUUUCAUUUACUUUACUUUACUUUACUUUACUUUACUUUACUCUACUCUACUCUACUCUACUCUACUCUACUCUACUCUAUUCUACUCUAUUCUACUCUACUCUACUCUACUCUACUCUACUCCUCUUUGUUUCACUUUGCAUUUUUUGUUUUGUUCGUACACGAUAACCUUAAUUCACGUAUCGAACAGAUAAAAAAAAAAAUUAUAUGUAUAUAUAUAUAUAGAUAAAAUAUAUAAUCUAAAAUCUAGUGAUUACAUCAUAGUUACAUCAUGGUUACAUGCCCUAGUGGUUUCUAGAAAUUUCUCUGUCCUUUUUCCACCCGUUUACGUUUCUAAGCGUGUCUCUUCGUUAAUUGUACCAAAUAUAUACUAAUUUUCGUUAUGUAAGUUUCGGAUUUGUUCGCUGAACGUUCGCUUCCGUUCGAACGAUUCGUUUUCGGUGAGAACCGUGCGCGCUGCCAUCGUCCGCUUCCACUUUAGGUCGACUUUGCGGCAAUUUUUUCUCCUCGGGCGAGAAAUAAACGGGAAGAAAAAAAAAGAAAAAAAAAAAAAACUGUAUUUUCAGGAUUCGAGAAAAAGAAUGGAAAUACAUGUGUGUUUCAAUGUGUGAUCAUUGUUCCUAGUGUCUGUUUGUUGGUCGGAUUCAAGGGGAAAAAUCGUGGAACGUUUGACGCGCACAAGCGGUUGCCAACCAAAACGAAAUUUGAAAAUUUCCGCUUACUGUUUACCCAUAACCGCUGCGAACGAUCAGUGACACGGACCGUUCGCCAUGUAAACACGGAAUUACGCCUCAACCGACUUGUCUUUGAUUACAAAGAGGAUGGAAGUGUAACCACGCGGCUGCUUUUCUCUCGCAAUCAAAUAUUAUUUAAUCGGUUAUUUAUUUGAAACGAACAACAUUUAUUUCCGACGUUGACACUAUGGUUAUCGUUAACUUAUCGAUAUUUAAAUUUGCGCGUAUCCGAGUUUGAAGGAAGCGCGUCUGUCGAGUAACGCGACGCAAGGUUACGCGCCAGAUAUUCAAUUAACGUCAUUUCUCGUUUUUCUUGGGUUUCAGCUAACAAAGUGACCGGGACUGUAAAGUGGUUCAACGUGAAGAGCGGGUACGGAUUCAUCAACAGGUUAGUAACGAUCUACCCAAGUUUUUCUUCCGUCCUUUUCUCCUCUCCCCUCCCGUCGAAUCCGGGAUUUCGGAGGAACUUGGAACUCGGUGCAAAUGAGAGAGCUUCUCCAGCGUUGAUUCACUCGCGUCUCCGGCUCGUUUCGAGUACGUCGUUCAGCCAAUUACGUCCGUCCGUCCGCGGUUCUUUAUCUUUCGCUAUUUCUAGCGGAUUCUCCUAUCCGCUUCCCCACCUCGGGCCAUCCUCCUACCCCUCCCCAUGCUUUUUCUCUACUAGUUCCUUUUCAUCCUUCUUCGCACCGUACUAUAUACAUACCGUGAUUUACAUACAUAUAUACAUACAUACGUGCAUGCAUGCAUGCAUGCAUGCAUGCAUACAGGUAUAACGGAUGCGCUAUACGUUUGGAUAGUAGCCAAAGCAGCAGCAAAGCACGACAUUACGGAUUUUCGUUACGUUGCCCGUUUCCUCGAUUCAAUUUUUCCCGCCUUAACCGUUCUAGUGCGGCGGGCUGUUUAAAAAGUCGUGUCGGCUUGGCGCAUAGCUAGUGCUUCCUCGAUGUGAAAAAUGCCAAGCAACGUAACGAGCAAACGUCUCGAGUAUGUUUCAAAUAAUGUUAUAAAUAUCGAGAAUUAUAAAUUGAUACAUUUCGACGCGAUGGCGCUUUCUUCACAUAUAUAACUACGUGAGAGUAUGUCGAGAUGAAAGCAGAUAAAGUAAAAACUAUCCGUGCCUAUUUAUACACGUGGUUUAAGUGGCCGCUAUUUCUAGUGGCUGCGUGGCACUAAAACUGCGGUCCCAACGAUUUUGGAGGAAAUUUCGCGAGUUCGAGCAAAUCGCCACCGUUCAUUCGCACCGUUGCUCGUGCCGUUCCUGCCGAUUCAAUGGUACCGUUUCCACGGUGGUAGAGGAAAUCGUGUCUGUACACUCAUUGGAUCGCAGACGGAGAUACUUGUCGCUCGAUCCAUGUUCUCAGACGCACAAGAAAUUUCUAUCCAAUUGCAAAUUCUGAUAUCUCGUCUCCGCUUCUUUUUUUUAUGCCUUCUUUCGUUUGAACGACUCAUUUCAUUCAACGACUCGGUUCGAUCUGUUUCAGGAACGACACCAAGGAGGAUGUAUUUGUCCAUCAAGUAAGUAGCGCGGAUUUAAAACUCUGAUUGAAGAGACGUAUCGGCAUAUGCGAAUAGAAUUAUUGUUGAUCACGGUGAUAAUAAUUCCUGCACGUCUCCACAGUCAGCCAUCGUCAAGAACAAUCCAAGGAAGGCUGUGCGCAGUGUCGGUGACGGCGAGGUAGUCGAAUUUGACGUAGUAAUAGGCGAGAAGGGUCAUGAAGCGGCCAACGUUACCGGUCCAUCCGGGGAAGCAGUAAAAGGUUCGCCUUAUGCUGCCGAUAAGCGACGCGGAUACCGCGGAGGUCAUUGGUACAUCAGUCAAAGACGUGGGAACACUCGAACUCAACGUAGACCUCGGGAAGGUCAGGACGGUUACGAAACCGGCGAGGGUAAGACCGGAGACGAAGGGAACACCGGCGAGGGAGGCGGACAGCAGCGACGUUACAGAGUUCGACGACAAUACGACGGCUACUAUCGCGGCUCGCGCCGUUCCGGCCCGUCGGCGCAACAACAAGGCGACAACUCCGGCGAGAGUGGCGAACAAGGUGGCGAGAUCGGCGACGGCGGUGUACCACGCGGCGGUGGCCGCGGACGCGGAGGGCCAUCUCGCCGUUACUUCCGCCGUAAUUUCCGCGGGGGAAGAGGUGGCGGACCUCCGCGUCGUCCUCGUAGCCAGGACGGCCAA